Pieris napi is the source of this 5644-nucleotide messenger RNA. Its product is annotated as Down syndrome cell adhesion molecule-like protein Dscam2. Gene Ontology annotation, molecular function: protein binding. Gene Ontology annotation, cellular component: axon; plasma membrane. Bases 163 to 4500 code for a protein of 1445 amino acids. Gene Ontology annotation, biological process: cell-cell adhesion; axon guidance. NCBI's taxonomy places the organism in Eukaryota, Metazoa, Arthropoda, Insecta, Lepidoptera, Pieridae. The record is from RefSeq and is a predicted model, not a curated record. The transcript is spliced from 32 exons.
UCAUUGGGCCCGCACGCGAUGUGCAUCUUAAAGAGCGGGAAAUCGCGAUGAAUUUUACGCAACUUUCGAAUUUGAAAAUGGAACCUUGGAAAUUUUAAUUCCUUUUUCGAAAUUAUAAUUCGUGUUUUGUUUUUGGUGUACGGUUCAUUGUAUGGUUUCAAAAUGGAUGGAACUAUAUGGACGUUAUUGUUAUUAUUAGUGAAAAUAAGCGGUAUAACAUCACAUUAUAGGUACGAUGAAGUGAUGACUCCGGUCUCUGUGAGAUCAAUAAGUUUUCCAGCGAAGUACGAGAGAAAUCUGCCACCGGAUAGUACGGACGGGUCAUUUAAUGUCUUCAGAUUUAGAAGAAGCUUAGCGAUGAUGUCACAACAUUUUAGCGAAACAACUGUCAUGCCGGGUGUUGAUGUAAAUUUGCAAUGUGUUGUAAGUGGCACUCAUCCAGGAAGAUUUGUAUGGGAAAGGGACGGUAUUGUUAUAUCCUCGAAUACGGAUUCAAGAUACGUCAUCGGUCAGACAUUAGCACCAGACGGUGGAGUGAUAACACAACUGAACAUAUCACAUAUAAGGGUUGAUGAUGGAGGAAGAUAUGCCUGUGUAGCUCAUCAUGGUGACAGCAACAUCAGCCACGAAGACAGGGUCAAUGUUUAUGGACCUCCGUACAUUCGCAGUCUGCCCCCGAUUAAGGCUCAAAGUGGACAAAGUGUAACCUUAAAAUGCCCAUUCUAUGGAUAUCCUAUCAGGGAAAUCACAUGGGAAUACAGAGGUAAGGAAAUAACGCCCGAACCAACGAACCGUUACAAACGCAAUGCUAACAAAACCGAACUUUCUAUUGAGAUCUACGGUCGCAAACCAAAGUUAAGAAAACGUGACGUCUCAGUCAACAAUGAUGGUGUCUUAAAUUUAAGUAAGGUCUCCAAAUCCGAGAACGGUGCGACCUAUGCCUGUAUUGUGAGAAGUCCUUCUGGAGAAAUGGCUAAACGCUCCUUUGAUUUGCAAGUCGUAGAAGCACCUCAACUUGAGGAGAUAAUGCUGGCACCCGAUUUACAAGAAGGACAAAUUGUCCAAAUUCACUGUAAUUUGAAGAGUGGUGAUUCGCCGGUUUAUUACUCUUGGUUGAAGGACGGGAAGAAGAUACCACCACAUUUAAAGAUUGCUGAAAGGAGUUUAGAAGUGUUCAGCGUAUUGAUAAUCAAGAAUGUGUCACUGGAUCACUGUGGGACCUACACAUGUGUUGCUGCCAAUCAUGUAGCUAAAGUCGACCGUACUGUUAAUUUAUAUAUAAAAGUUGCACCGAAAUGGAGCGAGGAACCGCAGAAUACGUCGCUACUGCUCGGUCGGAACGGGCACGUGUCGUGCAAGGCAAAUGGCUACCCGCAACCUCAGACACAUUGGUUGAAGAAAGAUGUGGUAUCUGAAGCCUGGAGACCAGUACUGGAAGUAGCUGGCGGAGGAGUUCUAAGUCUUUCGAAUGGCUCUCUCAUUUUUGACUCUGUGUCAUUAUCUGAUGCGGGUCUAUACACGUGUCAUGUUGAAAACGGUGUGGGGGAGGCGCUUAGCAAAACUGUAUGGAUUUCAGUCAAUAAACCGGUAACAUUUGACGUAACAUCCAGAAACUUAACAGCAAAAUUAGGCCAACAAGUGACCAUAGAGUGUAUAGCAAAGGGCGAUGACCCGAUAAGAAUGCUGUGGACAAGAAAUGGAAAACCUAUUAACCCGCUGACACAACGGUUGAAAAUAUCUGAAAUGAAAUCCGAGGAUGGUAUGACAAGCAUAUUAGAGUUGAUACAGACUGAAACGAGUGAUGGUGCUCUCUACCAGUGUAAAGCUGGAAAUCCUUAUGGUGCGGAUGUCUAUUCUGUGUUUCUUACAAUAUUGGAACCGCCAUUACCUCCAAGUGACUUAUCAGUGGACUCAGUCAAAAGCCGGUCAGUACGGCUUUCCUGGAUAGACACAACGCGUUCACUGGCUCAAUACUACACUAUACAGAUAACGAACACGCAGCGAUUAUCGUGGAACAAUGCGCGGGCUAUUAAUGUUACCAGAUCGGAUGAAAUACGUCACACAGUCGACAUAGAACAAUUGCAAGCGGCAACAGGAUAUUCAGCUAGAGUAGCAGGCGGGAACCAAGCUGACCUGAGCCCUUAUAGUGUGCCUGUUAGGUUCACCACAGCUGAAGAAGCUCCAUCUUCAUCACCCCUCAAUGUGCAACUGGAGCAGACGUCAUCGCCCGGAGAGUUACUUGCAAGAUGGCUACCUCCACCUACCGAUACUCAUAAUGGAAUGAUUCUCGGUUAUCGAGUACGAGCUGUGCCACAACUUACUGGUUUUAAAGAAUCCCCAGAGAGCAGCGACAAGAUAAUAAAGACAACUUCUGUUUAUUCUAAACAAGAGACCAUUAUUACGGGACUUCUAAAAGGAGUGAGGUACGCUGUGUCCGUAGCAGCCUUCAACAGUGCUGGGAAUGGGCCAUUCUCUAUAGCCUUAUUUGAGGACACAAGGGAAGGAGCUCCCGAGGAAGGCCCAACAUCAGUCGAAUGCGGUGGUGUGACAUCAACAGCGCUGCGCGUGAGUUGGCAACCAAUACCGCACCACAAACAGGCGGGCUCGUUGAUUGGUUAUACUGUUCUGUAUGCUGCACAAGGUCGUCAAUGGCAGAAUGCAACAGCACCAGUAACAGAAGUUCGUUUACAAGGCCUGAAUAAGUACACCAACUACACAGUUAAAGUCGCCGGAUUCUCCAACUAUGGGAUCGGACCUUUCUCAUACCCUAUCGUCUGCUCUACUUUGCAGGAUGUUCCGGAAGCUCCGGCGGAAAUAAAGCUUUUAUCGCAGUCGUCAAACACGCUGCUUGUUAGCUGGAAGAAACCUCGACAACCGAACGGAAAGUUGCUCCAUUACACCGUCUACUGCAAAUCUACUGCCAGCAAUGACGGCCCAGAGUCCCACAGGAUAGAUGCGCAAGAAACUCAAGACGAGACACAUAGCCACGAGCUAAAGGGUCUACAGGAAGGCAAGCAAUAUGAUGUAUGGGUGACAGCAAGCACUGCCAUUGGAGAGGGUCCUCCAAGCAGAAGAGUGACUGAUGCGCCUCAACAAAGAGUGGUGGCCGGCGUUUCAUCCCUUGGUGGCGAAGUGGUGGUACCAGUGCGUGGCUCUCUGGUCCUCGCAUGCAAGAGCGUGGGUGUACCACCACCACGCACUGUAUGGUACCACAACCAUUACAUCAUUACUCACCACCCACGCUACACAAGGAAUAAGGAUGACAGUUUACUUAUUAAAAAUAUAGACCAAUCCCUCAGUGGAAACUACACCUGCCUAGCGAAAAACCUCUAUGGAUCGGAUUCAGUCGUGUACUCAGUCAAGGUACUGCCUCUCCCAGAUCCACCCUCAUUGAGAGCCACCCCAUUUAAAGACUCUAUUGUCAUUGAAUGGGAUGAAUUGAAGACUAAUAAUGAUACGCUUACAUAUGGGAUUAGUUACAAUCUAACAUGGCGUGAGGGUGAUGGGCCGUGGCAGGAAGCGUGGCCAGUGGUCCAAGAAACUCGCCUUGAAGGAAUACAACAACACACGCUAUCGGGUCUUAAGUGCGGCACCAAGUACUCUGUUAGAGUGACUGCUACAGAUAACGUUGGGACAUCUGCGCCUGCUCAUGUCGAUAUUACGACCUUAGGUGGAGCUCCAACAUCACCGCCUACCACUGAUUGGCUUUGGAGUAACGCCACUCACAUCUAUAUACAACUGAGUGGAUGGGACGAUGGUGGAUGUGACAUCACCAAGUGGGAUGUUGAUUAUAGACCUCUGGGGUCUAAUGUAUGGCACCGGGCUGAUAAUAGAGCGGCAAUGAAAAUUGCUCUUCACUGGGGCUAUGACUAUCGUUCAGCACUCGCUGCACCAUCUCACUACGCCGUAGCCGUUCAACCCGCUACGUGGUAUCAAUUACGAGUCACCGCGCUUAACGACGCUGGGAAAGCUACGACACUCUACACAUAUGCUACUAAAACCGUAGAUGGAGAGGAAAUCGGCCCACCAUCAGAUCUGUUUGACCUUAACAUGUUGGUGAUAAUAUGCAGCUCCAUUCUACUCGUAAUAUGUUCACUUGCUUUCAUCUGUAUUCUGGUUAAACGGCAUAGACAAACUUCAUCUCAGUACCGUCACUCCAUUGCUGAGGAAGUGAAAUCCCGGAACGAAAGUGUCGCCUCGCACUCCGAGAACAAAGACAGAUAUGCGCAUACGCCGCGGAUAUACACAUCUCCCAUACAUCCACGGAAACCUAAAAAUGAAAUGUUCGAGAUAAGCCCGUACGCGGAAUUCGCCCUCGGAUUCCGUACAUUUGACCACGUGGAAAAUCAGGAUCUACCCAGCAGACUACCUGGAAGACCAAGAUUCGAUACUGAGACAAGUUUCGCUAACCGAUCUGAAUCUGAUGAUAGCGAUAGCACAUCAAAAGCCACGGUAUCAGCUAUGCCAAGACGUCACUGCCGAACUCCGCACCACAGAUAAUAAAUUUAUAAGUUUUAUAUUCGAACUAAACCAUAUCAUAAGUAACGCUGUUAAUGUAUAAGAAUCUGUGUAAAAAUAUUUCCAUACGAGAUAAGUGUCUAGCUACUCAAAUCUGUUCUUCCUGAUACUAUUAUGAAACUUUGUGUGUGUGUACAUUAGUAAAUUGUCUAUAGUCACCAAUAAUUGAAGUUUCAAUCCAGCCAUACAGUUUCACAAUUUACAGAAAGAUAACAAAAAAGGUUAAAAAGGGCGCAGCAGUUUAUAUAUCUAAGGGUGCGUCCACAUCUAGCGAAAAUGCCGCAAUUGUGCGUGCAUUUUUGUUCGUGCUCCGCGCCGCUCCUGCGCCGCCCACGCGCCAUUCGCGCGCAACCUAAGAGCCGCACGCGAUCAGCGCGCGGGCGGCGCGCUAGCGGCUCGCGUCUUCCUUCCGCCCACGCCAGUAAACGGAACUGUAAACGCGCGAGAAUUGAGUGCGCGCACGCCUUAUACGAGCCUUGCAUGAGUUGCGCUAAAGAGGGGCACAUAACCAUUGCCGUGACUGCACGCGCGCAGCUCGCAAAAGGCUCGCGAGCUGCACAUUCGCGGCGCAUUCGCCAGAUGUGAACGCACCCUUAAAGUUUCUGGAUGAUUUUUUAUAUUCUAAGGUUAGUGUGGGUGAUGUACCUACGCCUUGCAAAGGCUCUAAUACUGCCAUAAACGUUUUGGUUAAAAAUUAAAAUAAAGUACCACGAACUUGUUUUACAGCGUCUGAUUAUUUGAACUGUGUAAAUAAUGAAAGUUAGGCGUAGCCAUUGUUCGAUGUUAUUUUUAAAAGACUGAUGUUUUUAGUAUCCAACUGACGAAUCAAUUUGCUGUGGGUGUAUUUCGUGUAACAAAAAUACAUUUUAUCCAUAGUUGAUUGAAAUACGUCUAUUUCUGUUGAUAAACUUGGAAUUUUUCAAAGUUAAAUUCAUAACUUUAAGGCCCUUUAAGAACAUAAUUCUAGUCCCAACAGCUGUCACUCAGUUAUCUAAGGAAUCAGACGUUAUUCUUCAAAAAGGGUCGUAGUAUGUAUAACAUUACUAUAAUUAUCAGAUAAAUGUUAGGAUGAAAAUUUUAUUGUUACUCAAUUGUCGUAUCGUAUUGAAAUAAAAUAUUGAAAAUG